CGGGGCGAGAAUCCGAACCUCCCCACCGGCUAUCUUGGCACGUCCGGUUGCGGCUCGGGCUGUACGCCUGGCUGCGCUACCGGCUGCACGUCUGGCUGCACGUCUGGCUCUUCUUCGGCCGGCAGGUUGUCGCACGUUGGCGUACCCUUCGGCAGCGUUCCAUUCUCCUGUCAGGCAACUGGCAUACCACCGAGCCAUCAUCAUCCGGAGCAUCAGCAGCACCAUCAUCCCCAUCAUCCGCGUUUGGGCCACGUAGCCGCGGCAGCCAGUGCUGCCGCUGCUGCAGCCGCCUCUAUGGGGAUGGAAUCUUCCGAUUUGGUUGCGGUGGCUCAUUACCAGGCCCAACAACUUCAGCGACAAUUGUUGGCCGAGCAGUCGGCUCCGGGCACUAUGCUGCCACCGUCUGCUCAGUCUACUGGUGGAGGCUUGACGCAGCCGCUACAGCAGGGACAGCAAACUCAACAAUCCCAGAGCCAGGACCCGCUGCAGAGCUUGGUGCAGCAGUUGCUCUGUCUGCAGCAGAUCGAGUAUUUCCUCGCACAGCGCGGUCACAAGUGAUAUACGCCUGCAUACAUAUAUACAUAUAUGCGCGUUUAAUAUAUAUAUGUAUGUAUGUGUCUAUACGUUAAGCGUUUAUCUGCGGUGUCUCUUCUACUCCUCCUCCUUCUCCAUCGUCGUCGUCGUUGUUCGACUCUCGCACGCGUUAGCUCGUCUCGAUAAUGGCGAGAGAACUCUUAUGCGCGUCCGACGAGAAAAAUCUGUAUGAUUGUUUGUAGCAUGUGUGUUGGUGAUGAUGAUUAUAACGAUGAUUAUAACGAUGAUUAUAACGAUGAUGAUGAUGAUAAUGAUGAUGAUUAUGAUUAUGAUGAUGAUGAUUAUGAUGAUGAUCAUGAUGAUGAUGAUCGUGGUGAUGAUGAUGAUGAUAAUGAUUAUGAUGAUGAUAAUGAUUAUGAUGAUGAUGAUGAUGAUGGUGUUGUUGAUGAUGAUGAUGAUAAUGAUGAUAAUGAUUAUGAUAAUGAUAAUGAUGAUGAUGAUGAUGAUAAUGAUGAUGAUGGUGCGUUGCACGCGAGUGAGAAAGACGGAGAGAGUAAAGCUCCGCGCGUCGACAAAACCGCAGAUAUUCAUCCGAAUCUUCUCUUUCUUCGAUCGUGAACCGCGUCUCUUCUCUUGCUGCGGCAGCCAACGAUGCUCCUGUUCGUUCGAAUUUCUUUUUUCUCUCUCCUUGUAUUUUGGUUUCGAAGGAAAAAAAAAAAAAGCAAAGAAAAAAUGAAAGAACUUAUUUCCAUCCCUCGAUCGGCGGGGAGGUAACACACGGUGUUCUCGGUGAUCCGCGACCUAAGGAAAUCCAAGAGAAAAAGAAAGAUAAAGAAGGAACCGGGUGUGCCAGAAAGAAAGAUGGCUACCUUUUUUCAACGCGGAUCGAUGUGCGACGUUCUUUGGGACACCGUGCAAGCGCGUGUGUGUUGCUAGUUAAACGUUGAACGAGCCUCGCAAUUUUUCUCGCGAGAGACUCGUCGAUUUAGCGUGUGAUAAAAUAAAGAAAAAAAAAAAAACAAAAACAAUAACUAUAACGUUGUUACGUGAACACGAAGAAGAAGAAGAAGAAGAAAAAGAAAAAGAAAAAGAAGAAGAAGAAGAAGAAGAAAAAGAAGAGGAAGAAAAGGAACGAAGAAGAUAAUGUCGAAUAAAAAUGAGCUAAGAAGAUUGGGAAAACGUAUGUGUGUGCGUGCGCGCGCGCGUGUGUGUGUACGUGUGUUUGUCUGCGUGCGUGUGUGUGUGUGUGCGUGCGUGCGCGUGGUGGGUAUGUGUGGGUGUUGUUCUUUUUUUUCUCUUUUUUUUUCUUUUUUUUUUCUCUCUUUUUUUUUUUAUCGAGAGGAGGGUAGACGGGGUUUAAACUGGGCGGGGUCUGAGCAAAGUCCUGAUGGAAGAUAAAGAGAAAGAUAUGUAGAAUGGAAAAUUGGGGGUAAUAUGAAAAAAGUGAAAAUAUAUAUAAUACAAAACGCGCCACGCGCGACAGAGACGAUAAGGCCGCUCUGAUCGCGAGCUGUGAAUGAAUCUCUAUCCGUCAACAGUAUUGAUAUAAUUAAAAAUAGAGUAAAUGAAUAUAAAAAAAAAAAACGUUAUUGUAAGAGAUAAAAAUAUAGCGUAAGUACGUAAUUGUGCAAGCGUAUGCGAGUUUACGAGAACGAGCGUGCGAGAGAGGAAAGGAGAGAUUGAUUGAUUGAUUGAUUGAUUGAUUGAUUGAUUGAUUGAUUGAUUGAUUGAUUGAGUUUUGUGUGAUCGUUUUGACAAAUGUUUGUAAGAGUAUGGAUAAUGUUUAGAAAAAAAGGAAAGAGAGCGACAGAGAGAGAGAGAGAGAGAGAGAAAGAGAGGGAGAGAAUCAUCGUCGACUGAAGAAAUUUUUUAAGCGUGGAGCCCGGUCGAACACCAACGCACAGACCCUAACUGUCCCGUGGGCUCUUUGUAGAGUUUUAUUCUUUAUUUUAUCAUCGUUAUUUAAUUAACCGUGCGCGCGCGAGCGACAGAAAGGGAAAAAAAUUACGAGAAAAGAAAGAGAGUGUGUGUGUGUGUGUGAUGUGUCUUGUGUACGAACGAAAGAAUGAAAGAGAAAAGAGAGAGAGACAGAGAGAGAGAGAAACAGAAAGCAUUUUGCAUGCUAAAAGUUAAGAGAAAAACCUCCAUCCAAAGGUUCAUCCGAUAUUAAGAUGUAACAUAAUUGUAAAGUUUAUAGACCUUUUUUUUCUUCUUUUUUCUUCGAUAUAUAUAUAUAUUUUUUUUUCUUCGUUUGAUAAGAAUGAUAUGGAACGAUCAAUGUCGAAAAAACAGAGCUACAAAAGAGCCUUCAAUUUUCAUAAGAUUUAUUAUGAGAAUCAUAAUUCUUUCUUUCUUGUAUUUUCUUUUCCUUUAUUUUCUUUUAUUUGAAUAACGCAGUCAGGAACCUACACAUUCAAUCAUGUUUUAUAAUAAGAGAAUUAGUACGAUGGGAUGUAGUAUGAUGGAAUUUGUAGACAAUAUCGUAUUUUAUUACGGUUUUCUCGUCGAAAAAAAAAAAGGAAAUAUGUGAAAGAAAGAUGGACGAUAACUUUUAACAAUAAGACGGGGUACCAUAGUGAAUCGACUUGUUUUUUUAGAUAUUCAAUCACGUAUGUAUGUAUGUAUGUAUGUAUAUAUGUAUGCUUGUACGUACGUAUGUAUGUAUGUAUGUAUGUAUGGUUGUAUGGUUGUAUGUAUGUACGUACGUAUGCAUUUGAUAUUGAUGCACACACACACCCCCAUGAACGCGCGCGAGAAUACUUAAACGAGCCUCCGCCCUCGCCCUCCCUUACUCCCACACCCCAUAAUACACAUAUACACACGCACGCACACAUACAUAUUACGCAAAUCAUUAUUGCAUGAAGUUCCUUGCGCGUUAUAUCGUAUACGUUCCUCGUUAUAUUUGUUCCUAUUUUUGUACUACUAUUCGUGAUUUCUUGCGUUCCCUUUCCCUGAUAUUGGAGCUCUUUUCUCGUAGAGCUGGGGACGAUUAUGGAAAAAGCAAAAACAUCGACGACCUCGAAAGAGAGAGAGAGAGAGAGAGAGAGAGAGAGAGAGAGAGAGAGAGAGAAAGAGAGAGAGAUCGUAAUUUUAAAUAUCGAUUCGUCUACCACUUGCUCUGAUCUUUUUAAUGUGCUUUUACGAAAAAAAUUUAUAUAUAUAUAUAUGUAUACAUACACUUAUAUAUAUACGUAUAUAUAUUUAUACAUGCGGACGUUGUACAUAUCUGGCUUACGUCUUGACGCGCGUUCUUUUAUUUUUAUCGUCUAAUUUUUUUGUUUCAAUUUUCUUUUUCUUUUCUUUUUUUUUUUUUAAUAUAAAAUUCGUUUGAAAAAAAGUCGCCUCGUCCUCAAGUUUCCUUCUCCCUUUAACUAACUUUUCUUCUCUUUGCCGAACUGAUCAUUAAACAAUUUUCAAUAAGGGAAGAAAGAUGUAAAAAGACAAAAUAAAAAAGAAAUAAAUAAGGAGCAUAUGGAAAAACUUGUACUUUUGAUGAUGGUUAAAAUAGAAAAAUUUCUUCGACGCAUUUGUUUCACAUUCGAUCGCGCCAUCGUCAAUCGUCUAUAACUAACGUUUUAUUUCUCGUUUGUGUUACUGCGUUCUUUCUCCGUUCUUUCGUUUUACGCUUAUUCGAAAUUCCCUCUUCUUCGUGCGUGAAACAUCUAUGACGUUGACAUCAACUAUUUCUGUAGAGAGAAAUAUUGAAAUUUUGAGAAAUUCUAUUUACGUAAUCGCUUACUUGGUUGAGAUUUCUAAUGUAUUUUAUAUUGUUAUCAAGUAAAAUGAAUACUAAAGAAAAUAUAACGAAAUAAAUGAAAAAUAAAGGACAAGGAAGAAGAGGUCAAGCGACAUGCUAAUUCUUCGUCAUGGUGAUCGUAAUAGCGCAUUAAACGAACGGAGAGAGUGACAGAGAGAGAGAGAGAGAGAGAGAGAGAGAGAGAGAGAAAAUGAGUGAGUGAGUGAGUGAAUGAGUGAGUGAGUGGGUGAGUUUGAUCCCGCCUACAAAACGAUAUACCUAUGUAUAUCUGUGAGUAUGUAUGUUUGUAUGUAUGUAUGUAUAUAUGUAUGUGUGAUAUGUAUGUAUGUAUGUAUGAAUGAAUGUAUACGUAUGUAUGUAUAUAUGUAUGUAUGUAUGUAUGUAUAUAUUCGAAUCGAACGACUCUGGAGAGCCGAGCUGCCGAUAGGUCAAAGUUCGUCCUGCUCGUUUAGACUUGACACGAUUGGUAGAGUGGGGGUGGGUGCUUGGGGUGGGGAUGAAACGUCGGCGUUUCAUCACGUCCAUGAACUUUGCGCUUUCGGCCGAGGGAACUUUUUUCUUAUUUUUAUUAUUAUUUCUUCUUUUUUUUCUUUUUUUUUCUUCUUUUUUCCUCUCUCUUCCUCUCCCUCUCUCUCACUGUCUCUCUCUGUCUCUCUCUUUAUUCCUUCCUUUACAGUGAUUCUACAAUUUUACAGAAAUCGUGCGAUAGAGAGAGAGGGAGAGAGAGAGAGAGAAAGAGGUAACGAAAGAAUAUGUGAGUGAAAGAGAAAGAAAGAAAGAAAAAGAAUAGGAUUUUAAAUAUGUACAAAACACGUACGUACACGCAUACACCUACACAUACAAAAUACUUGCCCCACAUUCACAUUUUUACCGGUUACGUUACAAUAUUGCGUUUCGAUUGCGGUACGGCUAGUUUUCGUUUUCUUUUUCAUGGGAAAAAAAGGAAAGAAAAAGAGAGAAAGAGAGAGAGAGAGAAAUAAAGAAGGAGAGAGGUGAUAAGACAUGUAUAUUACAGAUGAUAUAUAUAUAUAUACAUAUAAAAAGUACAUACACACAUAUAUACACGUACAUAAAAACGAAGGCACCUGGUAUCAUCCGAAACAAUGUCGUCGUUAGUUGUGUUCAACAAUUUUGUGAAACAAUAUUUUCCCUCGCAUCAAUGAUGAUACACAUACCACACAUGUACACAUACGAGAAAAUACGCAUUGUCAAUAUGUCGUUUUUUAAUUAUUAUGUAUAAAGAAGGAUAUAGGACGCGAGCCAAUGUAACUUAUAUCGUAGCACAGUGAACAUUACAGACAUAUUACUAACACGGACAGUUGUACACUAUGUAUGUAAGAAAAAAAGAGAGAGAGAGAGAGAAAGAGAAAAAGAGAGAAUCAGAAUGAGAAAACGAGAGAGAGAAAGAGAGACACACGCACGAUACAUAUUCGCGUACAAUGAAAAGGCGCGCGUGCGGGCUCACGCUUAUACACACGUACACAUCCCGGAAUCAUGCGAUAAAUCAUGAAUUAAUUAGAUAAACCAGAUGCGAUGCCGGUAUAGUCUCACAGUUUGAUUGUGUAUGAGAUAUAGGAAAGGAGGGUAUAUUGUAUAUAUGCAUAUAUAUAUAUAUGUAUGUAUAUAUGUAUAUAUACAUAAAUAUAUAUAUAUAUAUAUGGGCAUGUGUGUGUAUAUAUAUAUAAAAUAUACAAAUAUAUAUGUAUACACAUGUAUGUAUGUACAUAUAUAUAUACGUAUAUGUAUAUAUAUGUGUAUGUAUGUGUAUAUAUAUAUAUAUAUAGUGUUUGCCUCUUAGCAAGAGAAUGUGACAGCACGUAUUAUGCGUGUGCGUAUGCGUGUGUGGUGUGUUUGUGUACGUACGCGUAAGAGAACGAGAGAGAAAGAGAGAAAGAAAGAGAGAGAGAGAGAGAGCGAGAGAGAGAGAGGGAGAGAGGGUGGGUGAGAAUACGUGAACGAUUUCGACACGAGCAUGCGGUGGGUUCUAGUAUAAAUGAUCUAUUGACAAAUGUUGUAUAUUAUUACGAAUUAUAAUGACACUAUUAUAAUUAAUUAAUUAAUUAUUAUACCCUAAUAAUGUGAAUUGAAUUUAAACGACAGAAAAAUACAUGAAAUUACGAUGUAAUAGGAAGAAAAUUUUAAUUGUCAGUGAGAAAGUCAGGGAGGGAGAGCCGGAGCUGUUGUUCGACGUGACAGCCUAAGUCGAGAAUCGAGAGAGAGUGAGAGAGAGAGAGAGAGAGAGAGAAAGAGAGCAUGAACGUGUGAGUGAGAUACAGAAAGAGAGAAAGUAUGAUAGAGUGAGAAAAAGAAAGAGAGAGAGAGAGAGAUUGAGAGAGAGAGAGAGAGAAAGAGAGCGUGGAUCACGACUAUAGCUGAGAAUCAAGUGAAAGUAUCGAUCAUAGUGCUGACAGUUCAUCGAAGAUGGAUGCUGGACUCGCAUUUAUCUGCAUGGGACCGAGUUUCAUACGUGGAAAGUUUCACGAGGGAAAUAAUAUGGCCGCCAUCCUUCUCUACAUUUGCGUUACGUAAUUAGAGAAAAAAGAAAGAAAAAAAAAGAAAAGAAAAGAAAAAAAAGGGAAAAAAAAGAAAGACAUAUAUUCUCGGAAUGGGGAAAUUUUCAAGAUGUUUCACGUUGUAUAUCUAUUACAAAUCAUUAUAAAUCGUUCCUAAAAAUCCUCGUUCCAUGAUUUUAACGUGUUCUGCCCCGUGGCUCGCCGACAAAGUACGCCGCGAGCAUUCGCGUUAAUUAGCGGCGGCGUCGAGGUUACUACGUGGCACUCGGUAAACCACAAAUUCCGAGCCGAAUUAGAUCGGUCCUUUUGGAUUAAAAAUUAAACCGAUAACUAACGAGGACCGUUCUUUCUCCUUUUUUUUUCUUCUUUUUUUUUCUCUCUUUUUUUGGUUUUCUUUUAUCUUCUCUCUUUCUUUUUUUCUUUUUCUUUUUUUUUUUUAUACAUACAACAACGAAUUUUUUGGCACGAACGUGUGGACAACGAAAUGUUUGAUUAGAAUAUUUGUAUACAGGACACGUCGAGAUACGAUUUAUUCUCUAUUCAUUUGUUCAGAAGGAAACAAAAAAUAGAUUUAAAAAGUUCGAAACGCGUUUACACGUUUGACUUUUCGGUAACAACAAAAGGAAGAAAAAAAUUAUCAUACAUUUUUCAGAUUGUAAAAAGAGACAUGUACCAAGUAUUUGAUGAAAGAAGUAUCUGGCAAUCGUCGUGAACGCGGUCCUAGGCCGAUAUCGGUAUGUCCAUGCUCUACUUAUCCAGCACUCUUUUUAUUUAAGAGAUACGAAAGGUAUUCCAAGCGAUUGUUGAUAAAUGAUCAAUCCUGUGUGUAUAAUGGAGAAAAAAAAAAAGAAAGAAAAAGAAGGAAGAGUUAGUAAGCGAACGGCUUAUCGUCGUUCCAAGUUCAGAGGAUCUCUCUCGUUUUUUUCUUUUUUUUUCUUCUAAUUUUUCUGUUCUUUUUUGUCUCUUUUUCUUUUCUACUCUAUUAAUCGUUCCUAAUCUCUUUUUCCUUCUCCUCCUUCUCCUUCUUCUUCUUCUUCAGUGUCCAUCGAUUUUCUAUUAGCUAAAUCUAUCCUCUUUUUUGAUCUUUGUUCUGAAAGAAAAAUAAAUUUCAUUUCUUAACAAACAAAUAAAUUUGUCCUAUAUUGUUGUAAAAAAUCUUUCUUCUGUAAAUAUCGUCCUCUGAAUUUGGCACCAAUCCGUGCCUGUUGGUCGAUGUGAAACACGGUUGUUGAUCGGUGCAUGUCCCACGAAUCGUUAAUUACCAAGAUCGGUCUUGAGCGAUGAACCGUGCACCGAUAGUGUAUAAAAGAAAAAUAAAAAAAUAAAAAAAAAAUAAUAAAACAAGAGAAAUAAAAAUUAGCGCAAUUUAGGAGCGAUUCGAAUUGUGAUCGUGAAUGAAAGAGAGAGAACGAGAAAGAGAGAGAGAAAGAGAGAGAGAGAGAGAGAGAGAGAGUAAAAGAGAGAGCGAGUAAAAGAGAGAGCGAGAGAGCGAGAGCGAAAGAGAGAGAGAGAGAGAAGUAGCCCUUUACCUUCUUUUAUGUGGACAUGGGCCAUCUUGGUAUAUUAUAUUAAUAUACAUUCAAAGCUGGCCUAUCGCCAUGACCAAUAAAAAGUAAUACAAAGAAGCAAGAAUGUGAACGAACAAAGAAAGAAACAAAAAAAAAAGAAUAAUUGACAUCUAAUUACAUUUUUACGCACUCCAAAUUUUUAUCCUCGUCAUUUGUAUCAUAGUGGAACAUGUGUUUAAAGAAGGAUCCACAUUAUAUGUAUGUAAUCAAAAUUGUAACUGAGAAAAGCGUUAAUAAAAAAACGAUACUCGAAAAGAAAGCAAAGAA
This is a messenger RNA of Vespula vulgaris, 8639 nucleotides long. RefSeq names its product ecdysone-induced protein 74EF-like. The record is from RefSeq and is a predicted model, not a curated record. The transcript has a single exon. The annotation marks the transcript as partial. Lineage: Eukaryota; Metazoa; Arthropoda; Insecta; Hymenoptera; Vespidae.